UAGCGUGCUUUAAAUUGCGAAGUUUGUGGAACUGGUUGAGGAAUCGUCUUGUUAGUGCGACGAGAAGAUGUCCCAUGGUCUAUAAAGACCGAAAUUAUUUAGUUCACCUGUCUAAUGCUAAAAGCUGCACAACCAAGCAGGUACCUGCUGAAGUAAAAACAACGCACAUGUAUAGAGGUUUCUCGAUGGGCAGCCAAGACAAGGACGAUCAGUUGACCAGAAGCAUGUCCACUGCAGAUAAGACCAAACUGUGCAUGGCUUGUUCGAAAUGGGUUCCGGAAGAAAUGAAGUCAUGCCAUUGUGGUCACGUGUUCAAACAAUUAAAAUCAAUUAACGGAAAAAGAUUUACAGAGGGAAGGCUAUAUCAAGAAGGCGACAACGGUUUGUGUGAAGCGAAGAAAAAACUACGUGGAUCGACUAGCGUAUUCUUCCGAGAAAAGAUAACCUAUAUGCCAGGAUACUCUUAUGAAGAAAUCGAAGAAAUACCUGAAAAAAGAGAAAGAAAGCGAAGAAGAGGGAAACAAAUGCAUUUGAUAAACAGCACGAUAACGAAUCAGUCGAACUUACCUAGUAUCAAACUUCAGGCUAUGCAGGUGCCAUCAAAUGGCAUGUGCCGGAAGGAGUUGAGCUGUCGCGCCCAUGAUCCACCGCUUAUUCAGGUGUUACAAGAAAUAAACAACAAAAUAACAAAUCAAAGAAGAUUAUGGAUAAACCUCAGUCCGUAAAGGAAAGCUUAUAGUUGGGUGAGGAAAUUAUCAAUAAAGUUGGUUAAUCAGCUGAAUUUGGCUGAGUACCAUGUUUCACGGGAAUAUUUCUGGGCAUGAAAGCGUUUCUUUUGCUUGACAUUGAUACUAAAGGCGCUUGGAUUGAUAAAAGUGGACAAGUCCCUUUGUUUGAUAUAUCUGCAAAAUAGAAGCAACUUCUGAAGUUGCUUCUUCUUGUUCUUGAGGCAGUGCUUCAUCGUAAUAACAGAAGAACUAACUGGCUUUUCUAAGCAACAACUUAAUAGUUAAGGUUUUCUACGCCACUACAGACAGGCACCUAAUCUAGUAGCUACGACUGAUAACUUUUGUAAACAAUACUAGGCUCUCAGUCAAGCAAUUUAUUCAUAAGAUGCUUAAGUUGACAAGUUAUAGUGACGGUUACUUUCAAUGGUUGCAAAAUUGCUUUGGCCUACCAAAUAUAGCCAUGGCAUAAAAUCAUUUUUCACUUUCUUCUCGAGUCCUGAUAUAGUUUGUUUAAUUGUCCUUGUUGUAUAUUCAUUUGCAUGAACUACCCGUCGGUGUAUAGAACUUGACGGUUAUGCAUCACUUCUCUGUCUGCUGAUAACGUAAAGGCACACUUUAAUGACAGUUGUUUCAUUUUCCUCCCAGCUCUGCUCCCUCCCCCCCCCCCAAUAUUACUUUUCUAGUAAAAAAUUGGUAAAUGUCAAAAUGUCACAUGGUUGACCUAAUAAUAAAAUUUGAUAAAGGUCUGCUUUGUAAUCAUUUCUAUGGCAAUAUAGAUAAACAGUAACAGGAAAAUCUUUCUCAAGAGUUGAAACAAGCAGCUAAGUUCUAAUUUGUGUAACCUGCUGGUUACUGCUUAAUACGAUUUUCACUUGAAUAGAUUGUCUAAACUGAAAAAAUAAGAAACUACAUUCACAAACGUAUUUAUUCAAAUUCCACUGAGAUUCCAAUUCAAAAUGCCUCCAUCUACAGAACAAAACUUGAAUUGAAUAAAGCUUCUAGUCUUUUCAAUCCAGCUUUAUGAGGGUCCCAGAUUAACACACCCCAUAUUUUUGGCAAAAACAGUAAUUCCAAGGCUCAAAAAAGUUCAGUUUUGCAAAGUACCGACUAACUAACAAAGUUAACACUAAUAUUAAAGUUAAUAACAUUAAACAAAACUGAUCGCGAAAAUGUUAACGAGUGCGGAUAUUCAAAACUAAUUUUGCUGUGGCACUAUUAUUUAAUUUACCUUUUUAAUCUUUGUUAAUGAUCUGAGCUUUUAGUGAGGUCGUGCAGCGUUCAAUUCUAGGUCAACCGGGAAAAAAUGGUAGAAAAGCGAAUUUUCCACCAUCCAGUGCAGAAUUAUUUUCUCUAUAACAUACUCAAAAUCGCCCAAAAUCGACCGUGGGGAAAAGUUUUAUUGAGGUUUAUAUGAUACACGAGGCCACAUUCGAUAAUCAAGUAAUUGUAGCACAACUGAGGGCAUCUGUUCAGAAAAGCAAGAAAUCUAUUUUUUCUCCAAAUUGUAGAUUUGCGUAAGGAAGAAUUCUCGUAUUCAAGGCCUGAAAAUAAAUAAGAGUGCUAAAAAAGGAAGUAGUCAGUUUUUCUGAUUUCUCUAAAAACAUGUGCGGGAAUUAUAUAACCGACAGGCAGUUUUUGAAUACCAAAAUACGAUAUUCGUUAACGCACCAUAAGCAAGGGAUAUUUAUCAUUAUUUUAGGAUACAUAAAGUUAUUCAAUGCCUUAGCAAUUUAUUUGAUAUUGUUCAUAUGGUCAAAAAGCUCAUGUUUUUAAAAGUUCAUGAAAAAUUUUUCCCCAAGUUUUAAUUCUUUACCUCAAAAGUGAUUUUCCUAAUGAAUGGUAGCCUAAAGAAUGUUAUUCAAAAUGUAGACGAUUGUAUGUUUGCAACGAGCCAAUGAAAGGCCGCACAAAGCGAGAGGGCAAACAGAGAAUCUACAAAAUCAAGUUCUUUCUGAAUUGAAACUGUUUUAAGGCAGUUGCACAUAAGGGAGAGCUUGUCGUGAAGCUAAAAAAAGACCUUGAAGUACCAACUCCAGUUGAAAACGCACAGAAGUGCAUUUUAACGCACAUUAGCUGCCUUGGACGCAAUCGGUGUUUAAUUUCGUUUGAGGAUUACUUUUCAUGUCUAAGGAAAAGUUUUCCUUUUAAGGAUCUACAAAAAUUUUCCUUCCUAAUGUACAUUCAUCAAUACAGCUGCUAAAAUUUUGGCGUGGGUUAUCAGAUCUUCGAUUUUCUGUUUGGUUGAUUGCUAAAAUCUAAGAAUUUUUCUGCAUAUGUUUCAGUUUUAAGUGUUUUUUAAAUGACGCCCUAAUGGCUUGUGAACGUUUUGAUAAUCUGAUUAUUGUUGCAUGGUAUAAUUAAAAAAUCAAAAAUUGGGUGUGCUCUCAAGAUGUUGUGUGAUCAAACAAUGUCCUUUAAUUAAAGUAGUUAUGACUGUAAGAGUUUUGUGACUUUGUUGAAGGCAAGACUGCUAUGUCAAGGUCAAAAGAACUCUUGAUCAGCUGUAUCAAUGCACGUGCGUGAUUCUUCUCUCCCACUCAAUGUUUAUGAAUAGAUAGUGAACUGAGAAAUAAUGAGUGAAUGAUAACAAUAUUUAAUUAGAAAUUUCUACUUCAAACUUUUGUGGUCGAUUUUCAACAUUGUGCUGUAAUGCUGAUCAGUGACAGGAAAAUGCUACCCUGGUUACCAGUUUCACUUUAUAUAAAAAAAAGAGUCUGGUACAGUGCGCCUGAAAGAACUUUAGUCAAUUUAACAGA
Rhopilema esculentum is the source of this 3484-nucleotide messenger RNA. RefSeq lists its product as uncharacterized. The record is from RefSeq and is a predicted model, not a curated record. NCBI's taxonomy places the organism in Eukaryota, Metazoa, Cnidaria, Scyphozoa, Rhizostomeae, Rhizostomatidae.